Molecule: messenger RNA, 1230 nt
Organism: Zymoseptoria tritici IPO323
Lineage: Eukaryota; Fungi; Ascomycota; Dothideomycetes; Mycosphaerellales; Mycosphaerellaceae
Exons: 2
Coding region: 1-1230 (409 amino acids)
Source: RefSeq, a predicted model, not a curated record
AUGAACACGACAGUGCAGUCUCCGGCCACGGCGGACAACGAUCAGGCCAUGCCCGGCGCGAUGGAUCGCGUCUUCGAUCUACCCACAGAGCUCGUAAACCACUUCUUCGAGGGCUUUGUGAUUCCAGACAUGCACAUCAUGGUGCGACGCAAGAGAACCUUCACGAAUUGGGCCGACCAGUACUACGUCGAGCUCCUGAAUCCAGAAGAGUGGAGAGACUUUCUCCACCUCGCCGCGACGAACACCGACAUGAGGAUCCGUUGCAAGCAGGCGUUCAAGGAUGCACAAAAGGUCAAAUCUAUCAGCGUCGUCAUGGACAUGUCCCGCCACGCCAUCGAUCCGAGACGCCGCGUUCCGAACUCGCUGCUUGGGACCGAAGCUCCGAUGUGGUUGCUUCGCAUGAUGAAGAGACUGACAGUCCUUUGUCCUUACGUGAUCCAGAGCACUCCCACUAUGGAUGGGAAGGACACAGAGAUCGUCACGAAGCAAAUCCGCAGCACGUAUCAGCUCUACCCACCCUUCACCGCCGGUGCUCCACAACCUGGCCAGAACGACACAAUCCUGUCCGUCGACUGGUUGACCCUCCACUACGAGGCAGCUCCCGACAGCGGCUUCGCUUUCGCGACCGCUGCAUCCGACAACAUCGAAUACGCCCUCCGUCACGCACGCGUCGCUCAGCGUUCCAUCCCGACUCCUUACCUGCCCGUCGUCACCCCCAAGGGCCUCUACGACUUGGGCCUCUUGUUCACUGAAUUUGCUGGAACAUGUGCUGUGGCGAAAGAGGCGUUGGAACAAGACAGGGUUCGAUUCCGUAUCGGAGACCAUGAGAUGAAUGUCGAGUGGCAGCGGUGGGUGGAAGCUGUUGAGGAGGAGGAGAUGGAGCGCUCUGAUUCUGAAGAUGAGGAGGAUGGCGAGGAGGAGUCUGGUGAUCAGGACGAUGAGGGCAAGAAGCCAGCAGGAGACACCGUCGAUGGAAAGGAGACUUCUCGCGAAGGAGACGAUCUGACCGGCGAGGAAAAUAUCGAGAAGCACCAGUCCGGCGAGGAAGGACCGUCAGAGGAUGGUGGAGAGGCAGGAGCGAAUGUCGUCCAGCAAGUUGAAAUGGCGGGAGAAGACACCGAGAUGCCCGACAGCGCCUUCGACGCAGCCGAGCAGUCCAGUGCAGGGCAGACGGCCGAUAUCGACAGCGAGGCAUACACCUCCUCCGACGAUGAGAGCGAUGUUGACUGA